Penicillium daleae is the source of this 906-nucleotide messenger RNA. RefSeq names its product class II aldolase/adducin domain protein. Gene Ontology annotation, molecular function: actin filament binding. The record is from RefSeq and is a predicted model, not a curated record. Lineage: Eukaryota; Fungi; Ascomycota; Eurotiomycetes; Eurotiales; Aspergillaceae. Bases 1 to 906 code for a protein of 301 amino acids. Gene Ontology annotation, cellular component: cytoskeleton. The transcript has 5 exons.
AUGUCGACAUCUACAGUGACUACCCAGCAGACACAGAGAUCUUUUCGCCUGGCUGGUGAGGAGCAAAUCAAGUCGGCUGAGAGCGACGCUCAAUUCCAGUCUGUUGCCCGUGGUGAUCGCAAUGGCACCUUGAAGCUACGCGGUAUCCCCACCUUCUCGGACCCGCUGGAGAAGCGCAAAUGGAUGAAGGAACACAUGGCUGCUGCAUUCCGUUACUUCGGCAAGAUGGGAUAUGCCGAGGGUGUUUCUGGUCACAUCUCUAUGCGAGACCCUGUUCUGAAAGACCACUUUUGGAUGAACCCCUUUGCCAAGCACUUUUCCACCAUCAAGGCCUCCGAUCUGGUCUUGGUGGACAGUGAUGGAUAUGUCACUGAAGGAGGUGCCCAGUUGCCCAUCAACGAGGCUGGAUUCAUGAUCCACUCUGAAAUCCACAAGGCCCGUCCGGAUGUCGUUGCCGCGGCGCAUACUCAUGGCGUUUACGGCAAGACAUGGAGUGCUUUUGGAAAGCCAAUUGAGAUGCUGACCCAAGAUGCAUGCAACUUUUACGGCCAAUUGAGCGUUUAUGAUGAUCACGGUGGCGUCGCGCUCUCUCAAGAAGAAGGAAAACAAAUUGCGGCCGCACUCGGCAAGGAUAACAUUGCAUGCAUUCUGCAGAACCACGGCCUUCUCACUGUCGGACGAACGGUUGACGAGGCGGCUAUUCUAUAUUCAAUGCUGGAUAAUGCUUGUCACUCCCAGCUAAUGGCCGAAGCGGCCGCCGCGAAUGGUAUUCCUAAGCGUAUUAUCAACAAUGAGGUGGCCCAAUAUACUGCCGAGUUCGCCCAGAACCCCCACAACCUUUAUACUGAGUUCCAGCCUGAAUUUGACUUGGUGGUCGAGGAGUGCAACGGGCGAGUACUUCAAUAG